CUCAAUCUUAAUAUAUAUACGUUUGCAUCUAUCACUGUAUACUCCAUCCUCAUAUUAGUUCAUCUCAUUCUCAAUUCCUCUAUUCAAGAGGAAGUUAGUUUUUUAAUUUGGCAAGAUGAACCAGGCCAUCAUCACUCCAAUUUUUUUUGGAAUUUUGGCUUGUUGGAGUGCAAUUUCGGUUACUGCAGAAGACCGAUAUCAGUUCUUCACAUGGGAAAUUACAAAGGGAACAAUUUUUCCUCUUGGUGUUCCUCAAGAGGGUAUUCUUAUCAAUGGCCAAUUUCCAGGCCCUACAAUUGAAGCCAUCACUAAUGACAACAUUGUUGUGAAUGUCAUUAACAAGUUGGAUGAUAAAUUCCUCAUUACAUGGAGUGGUAUAAAACAAAGAAGGACAUCAUGGCAAGAUGGAGUUUUAGGAACCAAUUGUCCAAUCCCUCCUAACUCAAACUGGACAUACAAAUUUCAAGUAAAAGAUCAAGUUGGAACCUACACAUAUUUCCCAUCAACCAAAAUCCAUAAAGCUGCUGGUGGUUUUGGUGGAUUCAAUAUUGCUCAAAGGUCUACUAUAGCCAUUCCAUAUCCUGCCCCUGAUGGAGAAUUCACCCUGCUUGUUGGGGAUUGGUCCAAGACCAACCACAAGGUGCUAAGGAGACUACUGGAUGUUGGAAAGAGUCUUCCUUUUCCUGAUGCUCUCCUUAUAAAUGGUGUAAAAGAUAAUGCUGUAUUUACAGGAGAAGCAGGGAAGACAUACAAGUUCAGAGUGUCCAAUGUUGGGAUGGCAACCUCAAUUAACUUUAGAAUUCAGGGUCAUUCAUUGAAGCUCAUUGAAGUUGAAGGUGCUCAUACAUUACAAGAAACAUACGAGUCGCUCGAUGUUCAUGUUGGACAAUCUAUGACUGUUUUGGUCACACUUGAUAAAUCUAUUGGUGACUAUUACAUUGUUGCAUCAACUCGUUUCACGAACCCUAUUCUUACUACCACUGCAACCCUUCGCUAUUCUGGAUCGAAUAGUAAGGCCUCGGGUCUAUUACCCGUCGGCCCAACUGAUGUAGAGUGGUCCAUUAAGCAAGCCAGAACCAUCAGAUUGAACUUAACAGCAAAUGCUGCACGACCAAAUCCUCAAGGAUCAUUUCACUAUGGAACCAUCCCUGUGUUGAGGGUACUGCAAUUGGCAAAUUCUAAAUCCAUUGUGAAUGGAAAGUUAAGAUAUGCAGUAAAUGGAAUUUCACACAUCAAUCCAAGCACACCAUUGAAGCUUGCUGAUUGGUUUAACAUUCCUGGCAUCUUUGAUCUCAACACAAUCAAGGACUUUCCUUCUUCAAGCAAAUCUGUCAAACUUGGCACAUCUGUCUUAGGUUUCACCCUUCAUGACUUUGCAGAAAUAAUAUUCCAGAAUGAUGAAAACACUAUUCAGUCAUGGCACAUGGAUGGAUCUAGCUUCUAUGUAGUUGGAUUUGGCAAGGGUAAAUGGACACCCGAUGUGAGACGCACUUACAAUUUGGUUGAUGGUAUUACAAGAUACACUACUCAGGUGUAUCCAAACUCUUGGACUACCAUUUUGGUCUCUUUGGACAAUAAGGGCAUGUGGAACUUAAGGUCUGCAAUAUGGGAAAAUCGGUAUUUGGGACAAGAUUUGUAUAUGAGGGUGUGGAACAAUGAGCAAAGCUUAUACACUGAGACCAAUGUUCCUUUGAAUGCAUUGUUUUGUGGCAAAGCUAAACACUUGCCUAAAUUAUAAGCAUUCCAAGAGGGAUCUACAAUUUGAUUAUUGGCAUAAUUAAGUUUGUAAUUGAGUUUUCUCUUCUUUUUAUUCUUAACAUUACUUUGUUUAGAAAUUUCAGUUACGAGGGUGUGACUGUCGUGAAAAAUGAAAGGAAAAGGGUCAUGUUUAUUUUAGUAAUGAGUCUCCUAAUUGAUUUGAUGUUUCAUUAGAUUAUUAUUUAUUGUAAUCAAAAUGAAUAAUAGUUAUGUCACCUCGUUCCCAUUGUUUGCCACAA
Molecule: messenger RNA, 1997 nt
Organism: Medicago truncatula (barrel medic)
Lineage: Eukaryota; Viridiplantae; Streptophyta; Magnoliopsida; Fabales; Fabaceae
Product: L-ascorbate oxidase homolog
Exons: 9
Coding region: 116-1738 (540 amino acids)
Molecular function (GO): oxidoreductase activity; copper ion binding
Source: RefSeq, a predicted model, not a curated record